GAGGCUCCUAAGGAGACUCCUCUAGCAAUUUUACUUGGUUACCAAAGGUGGCUCUGUCUGCUGGGUCUUAUCCAUUGAGCAAGGAGCAGCCAGAAGCUUCUUCUCUUCUUUGUGGAUAACUUUUUUUUUCCUUCUCCCCGAAUCAUGACUCUGGAAGAAAUCCACAGCCAGGAGAUGGUUACCGAAAGCACCAAUAGGAUGCAGAGCGCCGGGAAAGCAUUGAACGAGCUGCUGCUGUCUGCCCAACGCCAGGGCUGCCUUACUGCAGGCGUGUAUGAGUCUGCUAAAGUCAUGAAUGUCGAUCCAGAUAAUGUGACUUUUUGUGUCCUGGGUGCAGAUGAGGAAGAUGAAGGGGACAUUGCUCUGCAAAUUCACUUCACUCUCAUUCAAGCUUUCUGUUGUGAAAAUGACAUCGAUAUUGUUAGAGUCAACAAUAUCCAGAAGCUGGCAGAGAUUAUAGGUGCUAAUGAGGAUUCUGGAGAGCCCCAAGACCUACACUGCAUCUUAAUCACAAAUCCCAAUGAGAAUUCCUGGAAAGAUCCAGCUUUGGAAAAACUAAGCUUGUUCUGUGAGGAGAGCCGAAAUGUAAAUGACUGGGUACCCACUAUCACUCUGCCUGAAUGAGUAUGGUAGCCCAAGGCACUGGGAGGAGCCUUAAAACCUUUGUUGUCUUAUCAACUUGGUGCUACACACCUGGGCUAACCAACCAACCCGUGGCUGAUUCUGUAGAUUAGCAUGGAGGAGAAAUCCAGAAUUGAGCUGCUUGGAAUGGUGUACAGUGAGCUGUUGCCAACAGAGGAGAGGAGAGUGAACGUACUGUGUACGUGAUUGGUUAGUGCCCACCAGUAAGCCUUUGUGGUGCUUCAGCACUGGUGAGGAUGGCUUACCUUGGAGCUGAAAGAAUAUUGGAAGUUUAUAAAUCAGAUAAAACUGUCUUGAUAAGGAGAACAGGUUGAGGAAAGGGAAAAAAUAGCUACUAGAAGUUGAACCUGAGCUGUUCAGCAAAAGAAGGGAAACACUAGCUGGGUCAUGGACCCUUGGACUUGAAAAAAAAUUACAGUUGAACAACCUUAUUUACGAGGGACUUCUGCAUUUUUCCAAAACUGAUUAUUGCAAUAAUCCUAAAACAAGUGGUGCUCUUGAUGAAGCGACGAUGCAAGUUUGCAAUAAUAAACUUAUUGAAAAUGAA
Phascolarctos cinereus (koala) is the source of this 1189-nucleotide messenger RNA. It is a transcript of the gene GADD45G, whose product is annotated as growth arrest and DNA damage inducible gamma. Gene Ontology annotation, biological process: regulation of cell cycle. Gene Ontology annotation, cellular component: nucleus; cytoplasm. The record is from RefSeq and is a predicted model, not a curated record. NCBI's taxonomy places the organism in Eukaryota, Metazoa, Chordata, Mammalia, Diprotodontia, Phascolarctidae.